AUGGGUGAAGGUAGCAAUCUAAACGCAGCAAUAAUCCCAAUGGUAGAAGCAUCAUCAGUUAGGGAGGAGUUCCAUCCUCUUGAGGCAGAACCAUUUGAAAAUGCUUAUAGAAGUCCCAUAAUCGUGGAGGACAGAGGAAGUGCAAAAAAGUAUGGGAAAGGUGCAGCUAUGGAAGUGGAGGACGAGGGUCAGAAUGUGUUAAAUAAACAACUGGUUAUCCAAGAACCCAAAGAUCAACUGAUCAGAAAGGGUAAAGCCACCUGGAGAAGGAAAGGCCAGAAAGCAGGCAGACUUAAUAGGACAACUUCAACAGAAGAAAAUACCAAUCUUCAGAAAGGGGAUAUCAGAAGAACUGUCAGAGAUGGUUUGAAUACCAAAAUCCUAGCCUAUCCCUGGGUGAUUGAUCUUCCAACAGGUAUACCUGCUCUUAAAUCUGAAGUUUCAAGCAUACAGCUGACUUGGGUCAAAGAAUUAAUGUAUGCUGAUGGAAGAUCAUGGAAUAGGGGUUUGAUUCAGUCUCUCUUUACUGAUGAAUCCUGUAAUGCUAUACUGAAAAUGAAGGACUUGAAUCCAGCUGAAAAGGACAGAUGGGUGUGGUCUGCAGAUACCAAGGGAAAGUUUACAGUAAGUUCUGCUUAUUCAGCUGCAAUCAAAUAG
This is a messenger RNA of Striga asiatica, 657 nucleotides long. The record is from the annotation of a GenBank genome assembly. NCBI's taxonomy places the organism in Eukaryota, Viridiplantae, Streptophyta, Magnoliopsida, Lamiales, Orobanchaceae.